Messenger RNA from Haemonchus placei, 3033 nucleotides. Lineage: Eukaryota; Metazoa; Nematoda; Chromadorea; Rhabditida; Trichostrongylidae. The record is from the annotation of a GenBank genome assembly.
AUGCAAUCGUCCGAUAAUGCAGAACGAAGUGGAGCAGAGAAAAUUUAUUCGGAAAUGGAACUAGCUCGUAAAGCAUCCUUACUAUUCUCGUUAUACUGCACUGCUGAUGCUCCGAUUGAGUCACGAUUGAUGUGUCUUGUGCUUCUUCGACGACUGCUAUCAAGUAAUUGGGAGCAGUUAUGGCAAGAUCUCGGAACAGAACAGAAAAGUUUUACUGAUCAGCUGAUCAAUUCGGUUAUGGCUGAAUCUGACUCGCGAUUGAGGAAGAAAUUGCUUUCAGUUGUUGCAGAAGUUGCUCGUAAUACGGUUGACGAGGACACGGGUAAACAAAAUUGGGCGGAAGUGCUCCAGUUUUUAGAACAUUGUAUGGCUAGUGAAAACAUCACCGAAGUGGAAUUUGUGGCAAUAUUGCUUGAGUCUGUUCCUAAUAUUUUUGGAUCUGAACAGGACGUCUAUAUCCCUCGUAUCAAGGUGUGCCGCUACACGUGCACACAUGAUGAUGGGGACGACACACCAUUACAAUGUCUUUCUGAGUUAGAAGCAGCUGCGCCAAAAAUGGUGAACCCUCAUCUUUCGAACUUUCUCGAAAUGUGCAUUGCGUGCGUUCUCAAUACUGAAAAAGAUGACGCCUACCGCCAUUCAGCAACUGAAGUCCUCGCUACGAUUUGCGAGUAUUCUACGGCUGUAUUGAAAAAGCGUUAUUCGCAGAGCAUCUUCUACAUAUUGAAAGCUGUGCUACUCCUCAUGACUCAUUUAACAAUGGAUCUAAACGAGUGGCUCGAAGUGGAUGAGCUCGAUGCUGAAGAUGAUGAGGAGUCUGUUGCGGUUGGCGAGUCAGCGUUGGAUAGAAUAGCUUGUGCUCUUAAUGGCAAAUACAUCUUGUCAUCGUUUGUUGCCUUGACUGGCAAACUGCGUCAUUCAGAGGAUUGGCAGGAGCGUCACGUUGCUCUAAUGGGUUUCUCAGUCAUUGGAGAAGGUUGUCAACGUGUUAUGGAGCCACAAAUACAAACCAUUGUCAGGGAACUUAUUCCGUUCUUGAAUGAUAAGCAUCCUCGAGUUCGCUACGCUGCUUGUAAUGCUAUUGGGCAAAUGUCCUCUGACUUUGCUCCAGCACUGCAAAAGAAAUGUCAUGAAUGGGUCGUUCCUGCCUUGAUGAAUACCUUGCUCGACAAUACAUGUGAUCGUGUAUCAGCCCAUGCUGCAGCGGCUUUAAUCAACUUCUGUGAAGAUUGUCCAAAGCAAAUCAUAUCGGCCUAUCUUCCUGCCAUUAUGAGUGCAUUGGAGCAGGCAUUGGGAAGCGCUUUUUCGCAUAUGCAGUCUACGGGGAAAAAGCUUCGUUGUGAACAGCUUGUGACUGCCAUAGCGUCUGUAGCCGAUGCUGCACAAGAUCUGUUCAUUGAUUUUUAUGAUAGAAUUGUUCCGAAUUUGAAAUACAUUUUGGUUAAUUCAACAUCUGAUGAUCAUAAGGUUCUCCGUGGAAAGACAUUGGAGUCUCUGUCUUUGAUUGGUGUAGCCGUCGGAAAAGAAAAGUUCCGAGAAGACGCCAUCGCUAUCAUGAAUCUACUGCAAGAAUCAAUGCCAACAUUAACUUCCGAUGAUCCCCAGUGUUCGUACAUGAUUUGUAGCUGGACACGUAUAUGCAAGGUUCUCGGUAAAGAGUUUGCUCCGUACCUACCCAUGGUUAUGGGAGCAGUCUUGCAGACAGCAUCAUAUAAGCCUGAUGUUGCCGUCUUGGAAGAAGAUCAAUGCAACAAGGAUGAUCCGGCAUGGUCCUAUCAUUCCGUCGGUGAUAACAAAAGUUUCGGUAUCCGUACAGCUGGUCUUGAUGAGAAGGCUGAUUCCUGCGCUAUGUUAGUUUGCUAUGCCAGAGAUUUGGAAGAAGAAUUCAUACCCUAUGUUGAUGAAGUGGCAAAAUUGUCUGUCGGAAAUCUGCGGUUCCUGUUUGUGGAUAGUGUUCGAUGUUCAGCAGCCGAAACACUACCGUGGUUGCUGAAAUGUGUCAAGGUUCAGGGUGUGGAUUUCCAGCGCCGUUUGUGGGUGGAAUUUUUGCCUGCCCUCUGUACUGCGUUGGAAACUGAGAACGAAGUGGAAGUAAUCGAAAGUUUGGUCGACUCUCUUGCCGAAUGCGUUCUUCAGCUUGGUGCUGCGGGCCUUACUAAGGAGGACGUGGAAAAAAUUGCUACCGUGAUAUCUGAGCAAAUAAAAGAGCACGAGAAACGUCGACUGGAGGCUGAAGCGGAAGAAUCUGAGGAGGAUGCUGAUGUUGAAGAUCUAAAGGAAAAGCUUAGUGACGAAGCAGAAAUGGAAGGGGAAGUGCUUGCGCGUAUCUCGGACCUGAUCCACAACAUGUUUGAGACAUUUGGUGAUUGUUUCUUCGAUUAUAUGGAGCCGCUUUUGCCUGAAAUUUUACAACUUAUCGAUGUUCGGCGAUCAUAUCCAUCGCGGCAAUAUGGCCUCUGCUAUAUUGAUGAUUGUAUUGAAUUUGCGCCAAAGAGAUGUGCACAAUAUCAAGAUCAGUAUGUUCCUAUAAUGCUCAAAUGCCUUGCUGAUGAGUACCCUGAAGUUCGGCAAGCAGCAGCUUAUGGAUUUGGUAUAAUGGGCAUGAUAGGUGCUACUGAGGAGAGUUCUGGUGCUACAGACAACGGUAUCGCUGCUGUCGCUAAAAUUUUGAAAUAUUCUGGUGCUAAUGUUGAUAUAGCUCAAGUCGUACCUGCGUUUUUGUCAUGGUUGCCGACUCAUGAAGAUGUUACUGAAGCACCGCACAUAUAUGGUUAUCUUGCUGACCUUAUUGAAUCUGAUCAUCCAGUUGUUCUUGGAAAAGAUAACUGCAAUUUACCACGACUAGUCUUUAUCAUUGUAUCCGCUUUUGCAUUGGAAGCUUUUCCUCCAAAUGACGAAGGAACUGCAGUUGCCCAACGGUUGCAGCACAUCCUCAGAGUGUUACAUAACAAUACGGAAGUAUUUGAAGCUGUAGUUCAAGCUGCUCAGCUCGAUGAAAAGAAAACUGAAACUUUGCGUGGCUUAAUUUCAUGA